AUGCCAACACCAGAUGCUGAUCAGCCUCCUCCCCUUCCGCCGAAAGAAUGGCGUGCAGCAGCUCUGCCAGCACCAAUGGAGCCAAACCCUAUGCCCACGCCACCAAGGCAAAAGAAGAAGGUGCCAUGGAAGGGAAAGAGUAUUCUGGUGCUCCUACCAUGGGACGACCAUCGUGGUCAGAAGGGAAUGGCACCGAUGCCGAUGACUACCAAAGAUGUAGCUGCUAUGUUGAAGGAGUGGGAGCAAUUGGGCUACGAUACUACUGGUUUCAAUCUUGGUCCUGAAUCUGUUGGUGUCGAUGAAGGGAGCCAAGGUCAAAGUCGAAGCCCAUGGCCCUUGGGGCAAGAUGUGGUGAAUGAGAGAGCGGAGAGAAAUUUCAAAAUCAGCAUCCCUGAUAAAAAACAAUGGGACGCUUAUGUACAGGAGCUUCAAGAAGCCAAGCUACGAGCUCUGGGCGUGUCGUUGGGCGACGAAGAUCCGGUUCCGACCAUCUCCCCUGCUGUCUCGAAUGUGAGCCGCCGAACCUCAAUGCAGUAUCCUCCAUUGCCAUUCUCACCGCCGAUACCGACGUCAUCUGCGAACUCGAGUCACCUUACACACCAGCCCAAUCCAUUUUCUCCUGUGUUGAUGCCAGGAGCGGGCAUGUCAACAAGUCAAAGCUCGAAUCCAGGCUCCAUCGCAUCUCCUGCCUCGAUGAACGCACACAUGCAGGGAAAGUACAAUCCCAGACAAUCUGUUUCUUUCACGGGUGCCGAGCAUCCAUUUGGUUCCCCAUUUCAAUACCCUCAACAGCAAUCGCCCGGUGUGUGGUCACCGCAACAGAUGCUUUACCAGCAAGGCCAUGCUCGUGGUGGCUCGCCAUCGCUACAUAAUUUAGGAGCAAUGAUGUCGCCAGCAUCACCUUUCUCUCAAGAUGGCUAUUUCCCUCAGAACGGAGAUGUCCUGUCACAGAUGCAACAACGACAGCAAAUAUUGCAAAACCAACUUGCGCAUCAACAGCAAUUGCAGCUCAGCGCAAGAGCGUCUCCACGUCUUCAAGAAGUACGGGAAACUGAAGAUGAGGAUCUUCCUUCGAAGAGUCCUUCCAAGACUCCUGAGGCUAGGCAAAUCAAGCACAAUCCAAGUGCCAGCUUACAAAAGGAGAUUGAUGACGCAGAAUAUCAUCUCGAGGAACAAUUCCAGAGACAGCUUGAACACGAUGAUUACAGCCCUCAUUCGGACAAAGCAGAGGAUACGUUUGAGGAGGCCGCCAAAUCGCAUACACGCAACCCCUCAGGACCUCAAGGACUUGGUGCUUCUCGCUUUGCUAGCGAUGAUUCUGAAGAGGGUCCAAUUCUGCACCAUCCUCAGCCACAUAGCAGAGGCCAUUCUCUGUCUCAACGACCAUUCCAUGACAGUGAGGAGAGUGCUCCAGAAUCCAAGUUACUUGGAGCUGCUGCGAAGCCGGAUCUCUCUGAUAUCGAAACUAAUCCAAGCAAUCUGGGAACUCCUAUUCCGUCCAUGGACUUGUCUAGCAGUGGACAUGGUAGAGCUAUGUCGGCUGCCAGCAACCCUUGGGCCGAUUCUGACGCCAACCACACUGAAGAUAGCAGUAGACCCAAACUUGGCCAUGCGGCUAAACCUUCCAUGUCGAAGCUCAAUGUGGCAGCAAAGGAGUUCAAAUUCAAGCCGGCAAAUACCUUCCAGCCAAACCAGUUUGCGUUUGGUGCGAACAACUUCCAGCCGCCUGCUAUCAAUGCUUACACUGCUUUUGCUCCGCCAGUGUCUGCUACGUCCAGUCAUUUCAGUAACAAUUCGAUUGCUAGUUCAAAGGGCAGAAUCAACGUCGGUGCGCCUGCCUUCACUCCUGGCCAAAGCGAAUUUAGCUUUUCGGCCUCGGGACCAAGCUUCAGACCAGAUGCACCUUCGUUCACUCCGGGUACCUUCUCCGAUUCAGUGGGUUCGGGAAGUGAAGGUCCUCGUACUUCGAUCUUUGGUAGUAUUGACUUGAGUGCACUGGGCAUUUCGAAACCUGCCAAGAAGAACAAGGCAAUCCCAAUCAUACGUCCGGACAGUAGUCAAUCUAGAAAUCUGGACGACGAAACUCUGGAAGAUAAAGAUGGCCGGAUUACACAAGGUGAAGGUCGCUUCAAGAGAGCUAAGGGUGGAAAAGAUGAUGGUGACUCUGUUCCACUUUUUGCGGAUAGUAUGCCGUUGGGCGAAACCAACCGAGAACAAUCACCUCCCAAAGAAUCCCUUCCAGCCCCGACCACCCAAGCUGACAAGGAAAAUUCUGCACCACUUGGCGACAGUGGCGAAGAAGAGACUACGUCGGUUCCCGCCAAGUCUCAUGCUCGCGACUUCUCUAUGAACUCUCCCGAGUCAGGCAAGGACUGGGCACCGUGGGAGUUCGCUCAACAAGAGCAGGCCGCAGACUUCAAUUCAGCAAGACCUUUCACAUCGAAAAGAUACGGAUCAGGUCUUCCUGCGUAUGGCAACUACGCAUUGUCUUCUGAUGAACCUCAAACGCCUGUCGAGCCUGAGAAACCUAAGGGUCACAAGAAGAGUACUUCUUCACUAUCGGCUACAGCGAAACCCUUUGAGUUCAGGCCAGGUGCUUUUAAUUUUACAUUUGGACAAUCUUCAGAAUCUGUUCCUGCUCCGAUCACGCCGAUAACCCUGCCAAAGACUGGUGGAUUGUCUGCAUCUAGAUAUGCUUCAAGCCCAACUCCACCUGCAGAGGUACCUUCUCCAGAGGUCAUCUUGGACCGACACGAGUCCAUGCAGUUCCAAGCAUCCUUGCCAGGGCCGGAGAGUCCCCCGACUUAUGUUGAGGACGAGCCACAGGAACCAGAAGAGGACGAGGAGCUAGAGGCAGAGCAGCCAGAGGCAAUUCACGAGCAGACUGUUGAAGAGAUUGACGACAUUCUUAACCACCUCAACCAAGCUGAACAAUCUGCUGCACGUGAAACCGAAGUACCAACAUGGCUUCAACAAAGUCCUCAAAGACAAGUUCAAAUGCCCGAACCUGACAAUUCUUCGCCAAUCAGAUUACUGCCACAGAAUCUCAUGCGAAGCGAUGCUCCCAGCCCGAGCCCAAGAAGAUUCCAUCCUUUGCCUGGACAAUCAGGAGUUUUCGGUCGUGUACCAGAAGAUCCAUUCGUGGGCGAGGCUCCAGUUCAGAGUUAUGGCUCUCCUGUCCGUCAAUUGAACAGACUUGAUAGCCUACCUCCAAGCGAAUGGGAUGAUGUGUUGAGUGAGACUGAGGAAGCCAAGCUUCAGCCGAGAGCACAAUUCUUCGACAACCAUGUCAACGAGCUUGUUGGUGGUCUUUUGUCCGAAAGACUCGAUCCAUUGGAGCGGACUUUGGAGACGAUUCAAAUGUCUAUAGAUAUGAUGGCCGCUCGAGCACCAUCAAGUCGUCGCGAGAGACGUAGCAUCUCUGGUGCUCUUAGCGAUGCUGAUGAUGAAGACGACGAUAACCCUCGCCGAUCUUUGAGUCCAAGAAGAGACAAGAAGAUGGAAAAGAUUCGAGCUAUCGUCACAGAGGUCUUAAAUGCCCAUCAACCAUCCAGACCAGCUACCGCGACUGCUCCAUCAAUCCUUCCAGACUCUCGCAAUGUUCUGCAAGCAUUGGAAGAAAUGAAGGAACAAUUCGGUGCUUCGAUGCGUUUGGAUCUUCGUGGUGAGGAUCUACGGAAUAUUGUCGAGGAAGCUGUGGAAAGACGCAUGCCUGCUAGUCCUAAGCCGUUUUUCGAUGAGGCUGCCGCUGCUCGCGAAGCCGAGUACAAGUCACGAAUCGCAGACCUCGAGGAAAAGCUGCUUCCUGCUAAACCUAUUAUUGACGAGGCCGCCAUCGCCAGGGAAGCUGAGUACAGGGCAAGAAUUGCCGACCUCGAGGAGAAGCUCUUCCGUGCAGAGGCCGAUGGCACCUCUCGUGUUGCAGACCUUGAAGAACGUCUUGGCCGUACCGAGGACAGAACCGAAAAGGAGGUGUCAACCCGCCGUGCAGCUGAGGACCGUCUAGCUGAAGUCCAGAGAUUGCUCCGCAUCUCUUCCGAGGAGGAAAUCCGCCUUCGGGAAGCCAUGGAUGAGCGAGAAAUCAAGAUCCGUGAAAUUGUGGAUGAGAGCGAUAUGAAGGUAAGAAGUGUCGAGGAACAACGUGCUAAGACCACAAUGCGAAUCGCCUUACUUGAAGCCGCCCAAGAGAAUGCCCUCAGAUCCCAGUCCGAGCUCCAGAACCGGAUUAACAUCACAGAAAUUGAUCUCCGUGAAGCGAGACAAGAAACUCAACGCUGGCAAAUGGAGGCCGAACGGGCAUUGGAAGCAGCCAGACGGCACAGUGAUGACGCGGAGCAGGCCAAUGAGACGAACAAGGAUUUGAGGCGUACGAUCGAUAGCCUGAGGACUCAGAUGGAGGAAAGUAUCCGAGUCCGCGAAGGCAUGAGAGGGAAAUUAAUCGAUCUGCAGGAGGAUAUGGCCAAAGCUGCCCGUGACAUUUCCGAUGAAAACGCUCGACGCGCCAAGAAGGAAGCCGAGCUCGUUGCCAGACAGGAGGUUCUCGAUGCCAAACUCCAGGCCGAAGCUAGGACGAGGGAGCGACUGGAGACUGAGAUUGAGAGGUUGGAAGCUGGUGAGAGGGAGGGAAUGCGUGCCGUCAACGAUGCAAAGAAGCUUGACUUGCUGCUUGAGGAUCUGAGACAAGAAAAUCAUCUUGCACUCAAGGAUGCUAUGCGGUACAAGCGAGAAUUUGAGGAGGCAAGAGAGUCUGGUUUGGCGGAGGUCCAACGCACGACUCAUUACAUGCAGGGUCAAAUCGAAGCUGCCAACAACCAAGUCAAUGUCGUGCGAGAAGAUCUCGAGAACCAAGUUGCUCGCGUUCGUGCAGAACUUGAUCAGGUCAAGCUAGAUUCCGAUACAACCAGAGCCAAGCACGAGAUGCUUUUGGAGGAAGUUGAGACGACAAAACAAUCUAUGGUUGAGGAAAUGAAGCGAAAGCAUGCUGAUGCCAUCGAAGAUCUAGAGACACAGCACAAGCGUCAACUAGAUAACAUUGUUGAGGACGCUGAGCGAUCUGAACGCCACUUCCUGGAGCGUCUGUCACUUUCUUCAGCCAAGACCGAGCAUCUUCAAGACAAAGUUGUUCAUCUUGAAGAGAAGCUUGAGAUUGCCAACCAAGCUGCCGCCGCUGCUGCCACUGCUGCAAAGACCGCUCGUUCUGCAAGUACUUCUGUUCAUGGUCAAUAUAAACCUAUCUCUCGUGGUACGGAACUACCAGAAAAGAUUUCACCCCAAGCUCUACGUGAGAGUAUUAUGGUCCUUCAGGAACAACUACAAGAUCGUGAAUCCACGAUUGAACAACUCGAAGCAACCCUCUCAACCAUGGACCUCGACGCACCAACCAAGAUCGCCAAACGUGACGACGAGAUCAUGUGGCUAAGAGAACUCCUCGCUGUCCGGAAAGGCGACUUACAAGACAUCGUCCAGAGUCUCGAGGCCGACCAAUUCGAACCCGAACGCGUCCGCGAUGCCGCCAUCCGCCUCAGAGCAAACCUCCAAAUGGAAGAACAAGAGCGCGAACGCGCCCUAAACGGAGGCAGCGCCCUCAACCUCCCCAACAUCGCCGCCUCCCUCCGCGACGGAAUAGCCUCCUCCCCGCGCGUCGCCCAAGCCGUGGGUCCCCUCGCCGCAGCCUGGGGAAACUGGCGAAAAGGCCGCGCAGACCUCACACAGGAGAUGCAACCCCGGCACUCACGAAGCAGUUCCUCGACCCCCGCACGCGCUAGUCCAGGGACGCAGAGCUUUCUGUCAGGACUCCUGACUCCGCCGGCUAGUAACGCGCGCCAGGGUACACCUCCGACGACAGCUAGUCUCCGUCAAGAGCAACCAACAGCGUUUGGUAGUACGGGUCAGAGAAUGACGUUAAGUCAGCUGGCGAAUCAACCGAGAACCCUGCCCGUCAGCGCGAAGAGAAUGGAUCCCAGUACGCCGCCUAUGAUGCGGAAGAGUAGCUACGACGCGGACGCGAGGGCGGAGGAUUUCAGUGAUGCGGGGUUCUAUGAUGAUGAUGAGAGUACGGUUGAAGAUGGGUUUGGUGGUGGUGGUGGGCAGGGGAAGGGGAAGGGUGUUGCUAGGUGGUAG
Molecule: messenger RNA, 6120 nt
Organism: Mollisia scopiformis
Lineage: Eukaryota; Fungi; Ascomycota; Leotiomycetes; Helotiales; Mollisiaceae
Exons: 2
Coding region: 1-6120 (2039 amino acids)
Cellular component (GO): cytoskeleton
Source: RefSeq, a predicted model, not a curated record